AAAAAAAAAAAAAAAAAAAACCGGUUCGUAAGAAUAUUGUCUAAUUAGCCAAUUUCGACUUGAAUCUCGUCUACUCUACUUCGCUUGCAACAAUAUUAAAACUUAUGACAACGUGAACUUGCUCGUUCAAUUGUUCUUCGGUCUCGCGCGCGACAAUCGCGAACGGAAAAUCUCUCGUGCGAUCCGGAGCUAUCGUUCGUCAAUCGGACUCAACAGAAAAAUUUGUCACGGAGAGAAUAAUCACGAUGGAGCAACAUAACGAGGAACUGACGUCGUCGGAGCUGGGUACUCGAGAGUUCUGGGAAAACGCUUACGCGCAGGAGCUUGACAACUUCCGUGACCACGGCGACGUGGGCGAGGUAUGGUUCGGCGCGGCCAACUCGCGCAAGAUCGUACGAUGGAUCGCCGCGAAACUGGAUCUAAAUAAAGAUAGCGAUGAGAUAAUCGACGUAGGAUGCGGCAAUGCGAUGACUUUGGUGGGACUCGCUCAAGCGGGAUUCGCUAAUUUGACGGGGGUGGAUUACUCGCAGAAAGCGGUAGAUCUUGCCCGCAUGAUACUUAACGAUAACAAUUUGCCGAAUGUGAAAUUAGAAGUUUGCGAUAUUCUUAACGAUACAUUGUCGCGUGACUACAAACUCGUUCACGAUAAAGGCACCUACGACGCAAUUAGUCUGAAUCCGGAUGAUCCGUCAGCGAAGAGACAGAAAUAUAUUGAAACCAUACAUCGCAUCCUUCUGCCGAAAGGAUAUUUGGUGCUGACUUCCUGUAACUGGACCAAAGCAGAAUUGUUACAGCAUUUUGCGAAUUAUUUCGAACUGGAAAGUCAACUUCCCACGGAUACGUUCCAGUUUGGCGGGCAAACAGGGAAUGCUAUAACACAAUUAGUGUUAAGGAAAAAAUAAUCAACUUCUGUGUGCUCUUAUCGAAAUAAAUGAGAUAUUUU
Pseudomyrmex gracilis is the source of this 943-nucleotide messenger RNA. RefSeq names its product protein-lysine N-methyltransferase mettl10. The transcript has 4 exons. NCBI's taxonomy places the organism in Eukaryota, Metazoa, Arthropoda, Insecta, Hymenoptera, Formicidae. Gene Ontology annotation, biological process: peptidyl-lysine dimethylation; peptidyl-lysine monomethylation. Gene Ontology annotation, molecular function: protein-lysine N-methyltransferase activity. Bases 246 to 902 code for a protein of 218 amino acids. Gene Ontology annotation, cellular component: cytoplasm. The record is from RefSeq and is a predicted model, not a curated record.